Messenger RNA from Aphidius gifuensis, 5763 nucleotides. RefSeq names its product potassium voltage-gated channel protein Shab (gene Shab). Gene Ontology annotation, cellular component: membrane; voltage-gated potassium channel complex. Gene Ontology annotation, biological process: potassium ion transmembrane transport; protein homooligomerization. The record is from RefSeq and is a predicted model, not a curated record. Gene Ontology annotation, molecular function: protein binding; delayed rectifier potassium channel activity. The transcript is spliced from 8 exons. The coding region runs from base 1020 to 4718 and encodes 1232 amino acids. Lineage: Eukaryota; Metazoa; Arthropoda; Insecta; Hymenoptera; Braconidae.
UUAAGCUAGCAGCUGAGUAUCUCAGUCGUGGAUUGUCUCCUCAAAGCUCUCCGCAGUGCUUAAAUAAAUAUAAUAAUACAAUCAAAGAUAGAGAGAGAGUACAAGCAAGAGAGAGAGAGCAAAAGAGACAGAGAAAAAGCUCAAAGUAAAAAAAAAAAAGCACAAAGAAAAAUAUAUACAUCCCACGACUCAGCCUGUCAAAAUUCACAAUCGUAUCAAUUAAUUUUUUUAUUUACAUUUCAAAUAAUAAUAUAAAAAAAAAAAAAAAAUUUGAAAAAAAAAAACCCAUAAAGUGUCUUUUUAUUAUUGAGGAAUUGAAUUGUGAAAAAAAUUAAUUAACUUGUAAUAAAUUAUUAAAGUGUUUAUUGCACAUAAUUUAGUGAUAGCACGAAAAAAAAAAAAAAAAAAAAAUUAGCAAAAAUUAGUGUAAAUUAAAUGUGUGUGUGUAUGUGUUAUGUUAAUGUGAGAAAAUCUAAAAACGCGAUUGCGUUAAAUUAUAUAUGUAUAUAUUAAAAACAUAUAUAUAAUAAUAAUAAUAAUUGAGCUUUAAGGGGGGGCACACAUGGCAAUCGAUAGUGAUGCGAGUCGUGGUUGCUUGCAGCGCCCAUGAAACAAGUGGUAAAGCACGUUUUUCAAAGUACUUAUCAAUCAAGGCGUUUUUUUUUUUUUUAUAAUUAAUAUUAAUUUUUAUUGUUAAUUAUAUUUAUUUUUAUUUUAUAAUUAUUAUAAUAUGUUUAACGUUAAAGUGAUGAUAUUUUUAUUCAUCGUUGUUAUGAUUAAUCAGGAUCUUCCUUAAAAAGGAUUAUGAGGUGGCUUCGAGCCACAUUGAUGACGAUGGCGACGAGCAAUUGUGCCGAAGGAUGAAAGAAAAAAAGAAAAAACAAUUUAUUCACAUUAAUUGGAAAAUAAUAAUUCUAAUAAAAAAUCAUAUAUAAAAAAAAAAAACUUAAAUUGAUAUAAUAUAAUCUCAGCAUUGUGAAUAAAAAGAAAAAAUUAAAAAAAAAAAAAAAUCUCAUCUGAUGCUGAACGAUAGAAGAUACGAGGAAGACGCGGGAGUUGAUAAAGAAAGAAAUGGAAAUGAUUUUGUAUCAGCAAUGUACUCGAGCGAUGGUUUUUUUGAAAAUCAACAGCUUAUAUCAUCAAGUUCAUCACAAUUACCACAAACAUCAUCACCAUCAUCAUCAUCAUCAACAGCUGCAGCUUCAACAUCAUCACCAGCAACAGCAGCAACAUCAUCAACAUCAUCAACAUCAACAUCAACAUCAACAGCAGCAGCAGCAGCACAAUCAUCAUCAUCAUCAACAACAAUAUGCUCAACGCCAUUACCAACAUCAAUUGGUUUAUCAAAAAUUGGUAUUAUUGAUUGUCCAAAUAUUUCAACAACAUCAUCAACAACUGGAACAACAAUAUGCCAACAAACAAAUAAUAAUAAUAAUAGUAUUAACAAUAUUAAUAAUUAUAAUAAUAAUAAUAUUAGUGGAUGGACAAAAGAAGUACGUUAUGCACCAUUUGAUACAACAAUAUCAACAACAACAACAGCAUCAAUACCACCGCCCCCGCCACCGAUGCCACCAAUGCCACCACCAGAUGCUCUUCCUCUUCAGAUGCAACAAAGGACUUACUCCCGAUCCAUGACCUCAUUACCACCAGAACCAUUUAUGAUAAUGCGUUCAAAAGCAUUAAAUAGACGUGUAUCAAUUAAUGUUGGUGGUGUUAAACAUGAAGUAUUAUGGAGAACAUUAGAAAGAUUACCACAUACUAGAUUAGGACGUUUACGUGAUUGUAAUACACAUGAAUCAAUAACUGAAUUAUGUGAUGAUUAUUCAUUAAUUGAUAAUGAAUAUUUUUUUGAUAGACAUCCAAAAUCAUUUAGUUCAAUAUUAAAUUUUUAUCGUACUGGUAAAUUACAUCUUGUUGAUGAAAUGUGUGUAUUAGCAUUUAGUGAUGAUCUUGAAUAUUGGGGUGUUGAUGAAUUAUAUUUAGAAAGUUGUUGUCAACAUAAAUAUCAUCAAAGAAAAGAACAUGUACAUGAGGAGAUGAGAAAGGAGGCUGAGUCAUUGAGGCAAAGAGAGGAGGAGGAAUUUGGUGAUGGUAAAUGUGCACAAUAUCAAAAAUGGCUAUGGGAUUUAUUGGAAAAACCAACUACAUCAAUUGCUGCUAGGGUGAUAGCUGUGAUAUCAAUAUUGUUUAUUGUGUUAUCAACAAUAGCAUUAACACUAAACACCAUUCCAAGUUUUCAAGUAAAUGAUGAAAAAGGAAAUUUUCAAGAUAAUCCACAAUUAGCUAUGGUAGAAGCAGUAUGUAUAACAUGGUUUACAUUAGAAUAUGUACUACGUUUUAGUGCAUCACCAGAUAAAUGGAAAUUUUUCAAAGGUGGUUUAAAUGUUAUUGAUUUAUUGGCAAUAUUACCAUAUUUUGUAUCAUUAUUUCUUGUUGAAACAAAUAAAAAUGCAAAUGAUCAAUUUCAAGAUGUACGUCGUGUUGUACAAAUAUUUCGUAUUAUGAGAAUAUUAAGAAUAUUAAAAUUAGCACGUCAUUCAACUGGUUUACAAAGUCUUGGUUUUACAUUACGUAAUUCAUAUAAAGAACUUGGUUUAUUAAUGCUUUUUUUGGCAAUGGGAGUACUUAUAUUUUCAAGUCUUGCAUAUUUUGCUGAAAAAGAAGAACCAGGUACAAAAUUUAUAAGCAUUCCAGAAACGUUUUGGUGGGCUGGUAUCACCAUGACGACUGUUGGUUACGGAGACAUUUAUCCUACGACACCUCUUGGUAAAGUGAUUGGAAGUGUGUGUUGUAUAUGUGGUGUACUGGUAAUUGCGUUGCCUAUUCCUAUUAUUGUUAAUAAUUUUGCUGAAUUUUAUAAAAAUCAAAUGAGACGAGAAAAAGCACUUAAAAGACGUGAAGCACUUGAACGUGCUAAACGUGAAGGAAGUAUUGUUUCAUUUCAUCAUAUUAAUUUGAGAGAUGCAUUUGCCAAGAGUAUGGAUCUUAUUGAUGUCAUUGUUGAUACUGGUCACAAUAUGUCAGGUGUUGAUGGUAACAGUACAGAGGGUGAUUCAGUAUGUGGAAGAGGACCAGCACAAACUGGUCCUGGUUGUUAUCGUAACUAUGAACAUUAUAGUUUAUCACGUCAUAGAAGAAGUGCUUCGUCAUCAUUUGCAGCAUUACCAAAUGAUUUACCAACAACACCAGAUAGUCCAAAUCGUCGACUACUUGAUUUUGCUCAAAAUAUACCUGGCAGUCAAGCUGAUGAUUAUUAUCAAGAUGAUUUACCAACACAACAUUCUAAUCAUGGAAAUACAACACCCAGUGAUGAAGAUAGAAAAGAUGGGAGAAAAAUCGAGAAAAUUGAUGAGUUUCCUAGUGAAUUCGAGUGUUGCUUUUGUACCACGAAGGAAUACAAAGAUUAUCGAGAUGCUGAAGAUAUAAUGCCCCUAGCAACAAGUGAUUUUCGCAAUCCAGUUUGUCAAGAAUUACGUUCAUUGCGUGAAUGUAGCAUUGAAACAAGUGCAUUUGGUGAUCCAUUAUUAUCACCAAUACGUCCAAUAACAAUGAUAACUGAAACAGCAUCAACAAUAAUAUAUCCAAUAAAUAAAACAACAACAACACCAUACAAUGAACGUGGUAGUGUUGAUAGUACAGAUACAUAUGCUAGUUGUCAAACACAUCCAUUUCAUUCACAAGAAUUAUUAGGUGAUGGUGAUACUAUUGCUGAACAUGAUAGUAAUCUUUAUAUUAAUCCACUUGAAGGAACUGAUAAUAAUAAAUGUCGUGAUAUUGAUAAUGAUAUUAAUAAAUCAUUAUCACGUGAACAAUCAACAUUUUUUAAUGGUAAUGAUUUUAAUAAAAAUUUACAACAAUCACAGCAGCAACAAUCACAACAACAAAAAGGAAAUUUAAUGACUGAUAUAUUACCAAAGCAUAAAAAGACACGUUUAUCAAAGAGUUUAUCAGGAAAAAGAAAAUUAUCAACAAGUGUUAAAGAAACAGAAUCACCACGUCAUGCAAGUUUUGAUAGACAAGAUUCAUCAGAAGAUAAUAAUGAUAAUCGUGUUACAAGGCCUACAUCUAAAACAACAAAUUCAUCAUUAACAAGUCUUGUAUCAGCAUCACGUAUAUUAAAUCAACAACUUCUGGGAAAUUUGAGCGGUUCGAAACAAUACUCUGGUACAUCAAGUGGUAACAAAUUAUCAUUAUCAGCUGAUUCAAUUGACAGUGAAAAAAUAUCAUAUAUGACAAAACGUCAACGUGCAAAAUCAAUAUUAAAAAAAUCCGAAAAUAUUAAAAAUUGUUGUGAUGAUGAUGAUGAUGAUGAUAUGAAUGGUGAUACUGAUAAAUUAAUAAUUGAUAAUACAAAUAUAAAUAAUUUACGUACACGUCCAUCAACAGUAUCACCAUUUUUUACAAAUCAAGUAUUGGGUGCAUUAUUAAGAACAAAUAAUAAUAUUGAACAAUCAAGUCCAACAUCAAUUAAAUCUGGAUGUGAUAAAUUAUCAAAAAUAUAUUAUGAUAAUUGUAAAGAUAUAAAUAAUGAUAAAAAAUAUAAAAUUAAAAAUAAUGGACAAUCUAGUAGUCAAUCAAGUAUUGUUAAAAUAACAAAACCAUCAAAAACAAUUAAAAAAAUUAAUAAAAAAAAACGUAAUAAUAAUCCUGAUGAAGGUAGCAGUGAUAUUAAUCGUCUACUUGAAGAUACACCAACACCACCACGACGUAAUUCAUAAAUUAAUUGCCAUUUAAUAUUUUAAAAAAUAUAAUAAAAAUGUUUAGCUUAAAAUAAUUAAUCAAAAAUAAAAUGUUGUUAUAAUAAGGUCAAAUAACAGAGGUAAGUUUACUUCUGAGAAAUUUUAUUUACAAUUUUAUUCAGCAAUUAAAUUAAUUAUCAUAAUAAGUGACCAAAUUAAUUAAUCAAGCUGAAAUAAAAAAAUUUUAAAAGUAAAUUAAUACAUCAAAGUAAAGUAAAUUAAAAAUUUUUUUUUUUGUCAAUUGUUAAGAGUCGUCGUUUGUCGUUUUUAAACACUAACAAUAAUGUGCCUUUGUAUAUUUAUUAUGCAAGCAAUAGAUUGCUCUGAAAUUUAAUUACUCAAGCUCCAUGUGUUCAAAUGGAAAAACACAAUUGGCAUUUUUUUAAAUAACUUUUUUUUGGUUUUAUGUGAUACAGAUAAAUUAUUGCCACAAUUUUAUCUAUAAUAAAAUAAUAUUUAAUUUAUGUAAUAAUGUAUAAAUUAAUAUUUGAAAAUUAAACAACGAAUUUUGCUGAUUAAAUUGUAGAUAAUGCUUAUCGCAUUUGUAUAUUAUUUGCAAUUAUUAUUUAAAACACUCAAAUGCGAAAUUUUAAAAAUAAAUCAAAUAUAGUAUGCUAAUUAUAAGAAAAAAAAAAAUCAUGUACAAAUAGAAAAAAAAAAUGUUUUAAAAUGUCUAGAUGACGAUGAGUAUAUAUAUAUAUUAAUUGAUAAAUAAAUUAUAAAUAAAUAAAUACAUUUAUUGUGAAUAGCAUUUAAAAAAAAACCAAAUUAAUUUUUCUUUUGCUAGAUCCUUUUGUAGUUGUCUCGUAAUUAUGUUGUGAUAAUUGAUGUUUUUUUGGUGGAUUAUUGAUGUAAUUCAGGGUCAAUUAAUUUGCAUGUAGUAAUAUUUAAUAAUAAAUAUGUUAAGUAAUAGAUAUUUUUAUCGAAUUGAGUAAAUCGUUUGAUGAUGUUCCUGAAUAUUUGUCUUUUUUUUUAAAAUAAACUUUUUCAAGUUUUUUUAUGUACUCUUGAUGAUCCUUUGUUU